AUGUCUUGUAUUUGUAGAUGAGUGUGGAUUCGUGUCUGGUGGUGUUGCACGGGGGGAGGCGCUUUGCUCUUCAGCGUGUGUUUUCCCUAACAGAAGAUUUCCUGUUGUCACGCGCCGCGCACCAUAGAUACGAGCGCACGCUCACGGGGAAGCGCGUGAAGUUGUCAGAUUUGACGGAAUAUUCCUGAAAUAUCAGCUUUCGCGCGGUGUGCUACGAAUUUUGGACAUUUGUCUUCAGUGUUCUGAAGUCAUCGGAUACAUCCAAUGAUCUGUGUGGUAUCAGUCACUUUAAGAUGACCGAAGAGUAUUGAAAGGCAUCCUGGCUCCGCCUCAAGGUUUCUAUUUCUCCGUCUCCUGCCUCCGCUCCUCUAUGGGUUCCAGAAGUCAGGGGUUUUUCCAUCACCCAAAUCACCAUCAUCAUCACCACCAUCACCGCAGUUCAGUGGUACCCGCGGCUGUUCCCCGACUGGUGGCAGAAACCAGCAGCCUGUUAGGCGGCAUUGCCCAGAUCACCCCAUCCUUGUUCCUAGGCCGUGGGAAUGUGGCAUCCAACCGCAGUCUCCUCCUGUCCAAAGGAAUUACCUGUGUGGUGAACGCCACCAUCGAACUGCCCAACUUCAACUGGCCGCACAUGGAGUACGUGAAGGUACCGUUGGCCGAUAUGCCUCACUCUCCGAUCUCGCUUUAUUUCGACAGCGUGGCCGAUAAGAUUCACAGCGUGGGCCGCAAACGGGGCGCCGUGCUGGUGCAUUGCGCGGCUGGCGUGAGCCGCUCCGCCUCGCUCUGCUUGGCAUACCUCAUGAAGUACCACAGGGUUUCUCUGGCAGAGGCUCACGCCUGGGUCAAAGCCCGACGACCGGUUAUUCGUCCUAAUGGAGGAUUCUGGCGACAGCUCAUCGAGUACGAGAGGAAACUGUUUGGCAGGAACUCUGUGAAAAUGAUCCAGACACCAUACGGGGUCAUUCCCGAUGUGUAUGAGAGGGACCGCAGAAAUAUGCCACCUUAUUGGGGGUUGUGAAGUAGGAUUUGGUUCAAGCUUAUAUCAGAGGUCCGAGCAGGUCCAGUAAAUGACUCCCUUCGUCUUCCGGCCUCUAUUGAUACAAUUGCAUGUCUCUUCAGCAAGAGAAUCAAGUGUGAUGGUGAGUGUUUGUGUCUGGGAAGACGUCUAAACUUGGCUCCAGAGUUAAAGGUCAUAUUGUAGGUCAUGUAUGGAAAUCAUUCCUGGAGUUGAUAAUGGCUUCAGGAGCACUUGGGGAACCAAAUAUGGUGCUGAGAAUCAGGACGGUUAAGAUUUACCCAACAUGAAUAUUGUGCUGAUGUUGUUUCGGUUUUGCUCUUUUCUUUGUUGAGAGACAACAGUCUGCUCCUGAUUAUUGGUAGCAUUUGAACAAAAUACAUUAUUGUAUUGCAAUGUGUAUUUAAACUGUGCAGAAUUGACAAAUUUACUAAGACCGAUAUAAUAUACAGAUGCACUGAAAUUUUAGACGCUGAAAAUUAUUGGCCAAAAAUGGCAUCGGAAAGAAAAACGGCCUAAAAUAUAUCUAUCGAAAAAUAUAAUCUUUAUUAAAGGUGCAGUGUGUAAAUUUUAGCGGCAUCUAGUGGUGAGGUUGGGAAUUGCAACCAAUGACUUUUUCCACUGCUCACCCCUCGCUUUUGAAACAUAUAGAGAAGCUAGUCGCCACCAGACAAACAUGUCAUCGUCGGAGACAACUUAGUAAAAAAAAUUGUCCGUUAAGGGCUUCUGUAGAAAAUGGCGGUACAAAAUGGCGACUUCCAUGUAAGGGGACCCCCGGUGUAUGUAGAUAAAAAGGUCUCGUUCUAAGGUAAUAAACACAUAACGGUUCAUUAUGGAAGGUCUUUAUACACCCCUGAUAAUAUAGUUUUGUAUAUUAUUUUGCAUUUCUGUCAAGAGAUCCUUCUAAAAAUUACACACUGCACCUUUAAAUUUAGUAUUAACAAGGCUGCUAAGUUGCUGCAUUACUUUACUAAUGUUUUUUUAUUGAACUUUAGAUUAUUUAGAUAAAAAAGCUGUUCAAUUUGAUUCUGUUUCAUAUAACUAAAUGAAGAAUAUUUAGUAUUGUUUUAUUUUCAUCCAAUUAUUUCAAUUACUUUUGAAAAAGUGUGAUUAUUUUAUUGAUUUGUAGUUUUUUCAAUGCAGCUUUAUGAAAUUAUUGAAAUGUAAAAGUGUAAUUAUAAUACAAAUAUACAAAACUAUCAAAUUUUUGGUUUAUGGCCAGGUGCAAAAGAAAUGUCAAUUUCGGCCAAAAAUUUUCAUUCUUGGUGCAUCACUUAUAUAAUAGUUUUAAAAUGAGUAACACAAACUGUAACACUGCAACAUUGUGAGUUUAUCAGUAAAACUUUAUAAUAAGGGUCAGUGAAUCACAAUGAACUAAGACCUAAAUUAAUUCUCACUCAAAUAUGAACUAAUGAAGAGUUAAGUUAUGUAUUUACUCAUUCCCCGCCAGCUAUUAUUGAAAAUGUUCACAAAAUGCCUUCCAGGAAAAUUUUCUUCUAGAAAUAUAUAAACAUACAAAUAUAUCAAAUAAAAGAACAGACCCUAUGCUUUCAAACAAACAAUAAACAAACAAAGAAAACAGGAAAAAUACAUUUCGUCAUAUCUAUAUUUUUUUCUGCUUAUAAACUCUUAAAUAUGGGUAUUUAAAAAAAAUGCUGAAAAUAAAUGCAUUUUUGUGAAGGAAUUUUGUUAGAGAUCAGAUUCAGAACGAUUAUCAAAACAUACACAGAGUUUAAAAUUAGUAAAUAACGUUUUGGCUUGAGUUUUUCAUAAAUUGGGAUAAAUAGUGGAUAAUCGCGGUAUUGCAGAUUAACAUAAAAAUUCUUCAGAAACAAUUUUUUUGCAAAUGUUUUCUCUAAUUGACGAGAUAACUUGUCAAUGGCGGGGAAAGAGUUAAUCAUAUACUAAUGAAGAGUCAUUAAGUACAUAGUGUAUGUAGUUCAUUUUAAUUUGUGUACCCUUAUUAUAAAGUGUAACCAGAUUAUCAGAUGUGUAAACUAAUAGUGUAUAUUAAAAGAAUUUUAUUGAAUAUAACAGGAGAAACUGACUGUAUAAAGGACAGUGUUGGGCUAUAGAAGUGCUUCAUAAAAUGACAUUUCUGAAUUCUAAAAAAGUUUUUGAAUAUUUCUUUUAAAAACCAUUCAAAAAUGGCAGUCACUGUCACCAUAUUUUCAAUGAUUUAUAUUUUCACUAGUUUUUUAAGCAUUAUUUUGAUUAAGAUUAGAUCUUUCAAAUAUUUACACAGCUCUGUCACAAGCACACAGGACUCAAAGCUUUUAUUAAAUCAUGUUAAAUAAAUUAACAUAAACUGUCCAGAUUAAU
This is a messenger RNA of Misgurnus anguillicaudatus (oriental weatherfish), 3337 nucleotides long. RefSeq names its product dual specificity phosphatase 14 (gene dusp14). Gene Ontology annotation, molecular function: MAP kinase tyrosine/serine/threonine phosphatase activity. Gene Ontology annotation, biological process: protein dephosphorylation. NCBI's taxonomy places the organism in Eukaryota, Metazoa, Chordata, Actinopteri, Cypriniformes, Cobitidae. Gene Ontology annotation, cellular component: cytoplasm. The record is from RefSeq and is a predicted model, not a curated record.